AUGUUGUUACCUCCGGUUCCUGACGAAUGGGCCGCCCAGGCAUUCACGAAGGGACUUAAUCCCAGAAGUUCCAACGCAUCCCUCAAACUGAAGGAGAAUUUGUUGGAAUUCAGUGCUACGACUUGGGCAGAUGUGCAUAACAGAUACGAAUCAAAAAUCAGAGUAGAGGAUGAUCAGCUUGGGCUCCCACCGGGUCCAGUAACCCGAACAAAGAACGACAGAUCAAAAAGGACGUUUGAGCCGGAAUACAACCCUCUGGACAGGGGAUUAAGAGAUGAAGUAGCUCGGUUACUCAAGAACGGUCAUCUCAGAGAAUUCUUGAGUGAACGAGGGAGAAAUAACUAUAAGAACAGGGAAGGUAACAAAAAGGUUGAGCCGGAGGAGCCUCAGCAUAUAAUCAACAUGAUCAUUGGCGGGGUUGAAAUACCUCGAGGACCUGUCAUGAAGAGGACGAAGUUCUCUAUCACGAGGGAAAAAAGGAGCAGGGACUACGUACCGGAUGGAUUCAUUUCGUUUAGCAAUGAGGAAGUGGAAGGCAUCACCCAACCUCACAAUGAUGCCCUAGCAAUCUCUGUACUUAUAAAUAAAACUCACGUUAAACGUAUUUUAAUUGAUCCAGGUAGCUCGGCAAAUAUCAUCCGAUGGAAGGUCGUCGAACAACUGGGUCUGUUGGAUCAAAUCGUACCAACAACUCGGGUCUUGAACGGGUUCAACAUGGCCUGUGAAACCACCAAAGGAGAAAUCACCUUGCCCGUGAACACAGUCGGAGUUGUGUAA
Messenger RNA from Lycium ferocissimum, 777 nucleotides. RefSeq lists its product as uncharacterized. Bases 1 to 777 code for a protein of 258 amino acids. Lineage: Eukaryota; Viridiplantae; Streptophyta; Magnoliopsida; Solanales; Solanaceae. The transcript is spliced from 2 exons. The record is from RefSeq and is a predicted model, not a curated record.